Cervus elaphus (red deer) is the source of this 1301-nucleotide messenger RNA. RefSeq names its product apolipoprotein O like (gene APOOL). The transcript has 9 exons. NCBI's taxonomy places the organism in Eukaryota, Metazoa, Chordata, Mammalia, Artiodactyla, Cervidae. Gene Ontology annotation, biological process: cristae formation. Gene Ontology annotation, cellular component: MICOS complex. The record is from RefSeq and is a predicted model, not a curated record. Bases 88 to 882 code for a protein of 264 amino acids.
CUGAGGCUAGCGUAAGUGGAAUCUAGUUGAACUGUUUUGUCCCUUUCCGCUCUCCGUUCGACGACUUGGGCGGAGGCGGUCACAGCUAUGGCAGCCCUUAGGAUGGGAAAGCUGACAACCAUGCCAGCAGGUCUAAUAUAUGCAUCUAUAAGUGUGCAUGCAGCCAAAGAAGAGGAGUCCAAAAAGCAGCUAGUGAAACCAGAGCAGCUCCCCAUAUAUACUGCACCACCUCUCCAGUCUAAAUAUGUUGAAGAGCAGCCUGGUCAUUUACAAAUGGGCUUUGCAUCCAUUCGCACUACAACUGGUCGUUACAUUGGCUGGUGCAAGGGUGUUUAUGUCUUUGUGAAAAAUGGGAUAAUGGAUACAGUGCAAUUUGGAAAAGAUGCAUAUAUAUAUCUGAAGAAUCCACCUCGAGAUUUUCUUCCAAAAAUUGGAGUGAUUACAGUUUCAGGAUUGGCAGGCUUCAUUUCAGCAAGAAAAGGUUCUCGGUUUAAGAGAAUUGCUUAUCCAUUGGGAUUGGCCACUUUGGGAGCUACUGUUUGCUACCCUGUUCAAUCAGUAAUAAUUGCAAAGGUAGCUGGGAAAAAGGCAUAUGCUACAAGCCAGCAAGUGUAUGAAGCUGUUAAAUCACUGUGGACAAAAAACAACAAAAAACUUCCUGAACAUAAAGAAAAAACUAAGCUAGGAAGUGCUGAUGAAAUAGAAACACCUGCAGAAACAACUCACAACCUGAAACAUUCAGUGCCUUUGCCAACAGAACUCAGCUCUGAAACAAAGACCAAAUCUACAUCAGGUGCUACACAGUUUAUGCCUGACCCCAAGCUCAUGGAUCACGGGCAGUCCCAUCCAGAAGAUAUAGAUAUGUACAGCACUAGAAGCUGAAAUAGUCUGCAUAGAGAACUACAAGAUGUGUGAAGUUUCAAAUAAUGGUGAAAAAGAUGGUGUAAUGGGUAACUGAUGCAUAGGGUAUAAAUUAAACCAAGUUUUCCCCUUACAUCUUCUAAUGUACAGUUUGACAAAUCACAUAAGUGACUAAAAAACUGAAUACAAUCCAAACAACAUUAAAUGAUCAAUGAGGAGGCAGAGGUAAAAGUAUUAGGAUGCAUUUGGUGACUUUAAGUGUGUUUAUAAAAAAAAUAUGUGUGUAUAUAUAAAUAUAUAUACAUAUACACAUAUAUAUUUGCUGUAGCUUUUCUGAAUUAAUAUCAGCUAAAUUAGAAUGGUGUGUGGAAGGAUGUGUUCCCUCCCUCAUUUGUUUUGCAUUUCCCAGAGAUGUAAUAAAAUAUACAUAUUUUAUGACA